AUGUUAACAAUUAUUAGCAAGCCGCAUUCCAGUAGAGCCCAGGAAGAACACGUUGUUCACCCCACUGACUCCCUUUACUCUAUAAGGCGUGCCCUCGCGAAUUUGGAUGGUUGUGUCCCAAAUGAGUCAGGCGAGAAAGCAGAGUACAAUGGCGUGCCCCAGGAGAAAGAAGACAGCGAAGAUGGUGUGCCCCCAGAGAAAGAGCACAGCGGAGACAGUGUUACCGAAGUGGUCAAUGAAGAUAAGAGUGGUUCUGAAAAGGGAGAAUUAAGAAACUUGUCAAACGAAAAUCUACGAGCCGUAAUCAGAAAGGGGAGAAGUGCGAGUGGGAAUCUUAGAGAAGGUGAAAGACGUGGCUUUCCGGGUGACCAAAGCUCUCAGCAAACUCACGACACCAAAAUGGUAAUUUCUAUUACCUCUGACGAAGAUGAUGCAUCGUCGUCAAGAAAAAAGUCAAAGAAGCUAAAAAAGUCGGUGAAGUUGAACAGAAGAGCGCUACCAUUCCAGUUUCCCAAUCUUGAACUUAAACCUCUUGAUGCACAGCGCCGUCAUAGUUUCCAUAUUUUAUAUCUACUGUGUUUUUUUUUGGUUCCAGAAAAUGUUAAUGGUUGCCCUGUAUUUCGUAGAGGCAAGAGAGGUUUCAACAUUUUGGACAUCUUGGAAGUGUGUGUUGGCGAGAAAGUACCAUCCAGCCGGAUUUGCCACACAGUACCUCAGGCAGUGCGAGAAAAUGUUGUUUUUGUGAUUGACAUAAAGAAUUAUGUAGACCAUCGCGAUUUGACUGCAGAUGACAAUGGCGUGUAUAAGAAGCAUUCAUCCCCAUGUGAUAUAGUCAGGGCUGUUUUUCGGGAAAAUGGCGCUGUUGAUAGCUUGAAAACAGCUCAUCCAGAAGAGUGUAAUGUUGAUGGGCAUGUUUAUAAAGUGCGAAGGCAGUACAGUUGGCACCAUACUUCAAAAGAGUUUUGUCGAAUAGUAGCCAAAGUGGAAACUGAGGGCGUGCUUGCAAGGUAUGCUGUCGUGCAGUACAAAGCUCCACCGGAUGCGAGUUCGCUAUCCUUAAAAGCGCACGGUAACUCCCACAAGAAAAGUGAGCCGUAUUAUCGUACCAAACCAAGUGUGAUACGGAAAGCGAAAGCCGUAGCUCAAGCAAGUGAGACACCAAAGCAUGUUAUCAGCGCCAUAGAAGAGGAAGCUGGAGGUGUUCUCAACGUGAGUUCACCAGCGGACAUAAUCCGUAAUAGAGAGCAGGUAUACAACGUUUGCCGAAAUUUGGAAGGGCGGAAAAAAAGUCGGAACACUGGCCCGCCACGCCGACCAGAUUUUGUCAAACUCAUGAAUUUAAUACAGCAUGAUGACUUCCUUCGGGACGUCUCCUUUGGAGUGAAAUCAAAGCCUCCUNAAAAGCCAAAUUGGGAUAGACAUGACUUAUAA
Stylophora pistillata is the source of this 1431-nucleotide messenger RNA. RefSeq lists its product as uncharacterized. Lineage: Eukaryota; Metazoa; Cnidaria; Anthozoa; Scleractinia; Pocilloporidae. The record is from RefSeq and is a predicted model, not a curated record.